UAUAGAUUACGAUUUUUAGCUUAUGGCUGCUAUGGAGCCGGAUCCACCUCCGGACCUCCAAAAAUUUCCUUCAAAAGAUGGAGUGGUAGAUAUCGACGAGACGAAUCCAACGCAAAAGGAAUCGUCUCAAUCCGACAUCCGAAGCUCCGGGAAUGUUGAAAAAACAGCCGCGAUUACUGUUCAUCUUCUCCAAGAACAUGCUGCCGUUGAUCGAGAAAUCGAUUUUAAUUCAAAUUCUGUGAUUUGUUUUGAAAAAACACCAAUUGGGGAUGUUAGAGAAACAUCUAAUCUACAACAUAUCAGAAAUUCAAGUGAUUUCACCGUGGCAAUUGAGAGAAACGAAGCUGCGACUGUUCAGGGAAAUUCUGGCGAAUCGCCAGCCAAUCGGACUGCGAUUUGGACGUCUUACGGCGACAUUCGAGAUGGCGCACCACCUGGGUUUUGUAACCCACCUCGAGGCGCCCCUCAUACUAAAAGCCCAACUCCAUUGGACGACGGUGGCGCCGGCGAUACACUGUCGAAUUCCGACGUCGGAGUUCCGGCGACAUUCGAGCUUCCAGACCAAUGCCAUCUUGUAGAGGAGCUCAAUACGAGUACAAUCAUACAAAAAUCGCCACCAUCCUCUAAGUCAAACUUGUCGAAUAUCAAUUCGAAUAAUUCCGGCGGUGAGGCGAUUUCAGGCAGUGGCGGCGCCGCCGCAAGUGAUGGUGAAAACUCGAAAUUGUCAGUGGGUUUUGUGGAUGAUCAUACAAGGAACACCAUUAACCAAAAAGCCCCAUCAUCCACAACUCCUAACACUUUGAAUUUGGAAAUUAGGGUUGCACCACCACCUGCCGGAGGCGGCGCAGCGGCGGAGCCCCAAACUCAAAAUUGGCAAUGCCAAACUGCUCAACACAAUGAGGGGAGUCCACCAAUGCAAAAAGCCCCAUCAGGUAUGCCUCAUUUCAAUUCGAAUUUGACUUUUAGGGUUUCCAAUUUGUCUAGUACUGACACCAGUGGUAGCGCCGGAUCUCCGGCGACCGGAAAAAAUAUUUUUGAAUUGAAUUUUAAUCCCCAGCAUCAAACUAACCCACAAGAACAAAUAUUUUCCAAAAAAGAUCCCUCCAACAAUUCAAACGUCGAUUCUAGUCUUGAUCCUAAAGAAAAAACCACCGGAACCAUCUUUCCGGUGAACGCCCAAAAUAAGUCUCAAAGUAAAAGUAACCCUCAUACUCUUAGGAACGAAAUAAACCAAACAACACAAUUUUUAGGCACCUCCAACUCAAAUUCUAAAAUUCCAACUUGUGUCACUAGGGGCGAAAACAGUCUUAUCGUGCCCGAAGCUGUUUUGGUUGAUCGUAUCACCACCUUGGGCAAUCCUAGCACCUCCACUAAUCCUAAACAUACCAACCACCCUCCCGUUUCAGACUUUCCCCCCAUCUCAUCCAAUUUCCAAAAAUUUGACCCAAAAAACUCUAAAAAUCCGAUAGUGUCCUUUACCCCCAGUGCGCUACCUCCUAAGACUAAGUCCCCUAACAACCAACCCACCACCACAAAUCAUCCUCCACCCCCUAUAGCAAAGCAAUCCAUGGCCACAAGACUAAGAGCUAAACAAGCCGAGCAUACAACCAGAAUUGACCUAACACCUCCAAAAAGGGUGACAAAACAAGGUUGUCCAGCUAUCAUGUUUAAGAGAGAAGACUACAUGGUUAAGAUGGCUGAAUCAUGUAAGUAUACUCUCAUAGGCAAGUUCUACAGUCCAAUGCCCAAGAUGGAGGUAAUUCGAAAGAAGUUCAUUAGUCAAACUGAACUUCGAGGCAAGGUCAAGAUUACCCAUUUUAAUUCUAGACAUAUAUAUAUUGACCUUGAUAAUGAACACGAUAGAACUACUGUACUAGAUAGCAAGCGAAUGUAUAUUGAUGGUGUCUUUAUGAGAUUUCAAGUUUGGACCCCUACUUUCGAUCCAAACUAUGAAACCCCCAUUCUCCCUGUGUGGGUCAUACUCCCGGAGCUCCCAUGGCAUUGUUUCCAUAAAGAAUUUGUUACGCUCCUGCUUGCGGACGUGGGACAAGUGUUGCACUUGGACAUGGCCUUCAUGCAAAAGACGAGGGGGAGCGUGGCAAAAGCAAAAGUCCAAAUGGACAUCACCAAGCCUAGAAUCCAAAGUGUAUGGAUUGGAUUCGAUGAAAAUGAUGAUCCAAAUGGAGAAGGAAGAUGGCAGGACAUCGAAUAUGAAGAUGUCCCCCUUUACUGUACUUACUGCAAACACCAAGGUCAUACUCCUCUUGCUUGCCCCGUCAGCAGAAGAGAUACAGAACGCAACAAGGCCAAAGACAAGGAAGAAGAGCCAAAGAAAGAUGCGUCGCCAAAAAUCACAGGUAUGAUCUCUACUCCUAUUGUCUUAACUAAUGCUAUAAGUUUCAGGCAACAGGUACCACUAGAAGAAACUACCACCACAAAUCAGGAAGGAAGUCGCAAAGCACAAGAGGACUCAACCAACCAAAACAGGAAUCAAAUCUCAAACAACCAAUGGGAAACCCAAAAACGAAGAAACUUCAAAGGUAAGACUCAAACUGUGCAAAACACCCAAACGAUACAAGGCAACACUCAACAGCACGAGCAUCAACCAGGUAUUGACUCAAUGCUCCCAAUCCCCCAUGGCUCCCCCAGUAGUUUUAAUGUAUUGAAUGUUUUAACUGCUGCUGCUGAAGUAGUUAACGGAGGUGAGGAUGGUGGGAUUCAGGAGAAGCCAACUAACCUGCAGGAAGGGGUAUCCAGAGGGGGGGUUGUGUCUCAUGUUUUGCAUGAGAACCUUAUGGUUGACCCUAGGAAUGACUUUAGAGCUCCUGCUACCACUUCACAUAUUCAGCAUUCUUCUUCCCAGCAUGUUAAUAAAAGAGAUUCAGUUGAUGCUCAAAAAAUGGCCUCCAAACUGCCCCCUGCUGUGACCAUUGGAUGUGAGACCACAGUUGAUUCUGGAAGGCUUUCAAGUCCUUCUUUGAGAACUGAGCAGCAGCAGUUCAGGAGUGUAGAUGUAGGGGCAAACCAGAGCCAAAAAAUGACUCAACAGGUUGCUCAGAACCUGCAAGUCUUGGGAGGUUCUGCAACUGUUGGCUUGAGGGAAGCUAUACAUGUCCUGGAUGCUACUUCAGCUGCUACUAUGGAAGAAAAUAGGGUGCACAAUAGGGCCAUUCAGAUGCAGAAACAAAGACCUGCAGAUGCUCCUAUUCCCACCAAGAAAAUGACCAAUACUGCAGCCCCCUAUCAGCCUCAAAACUCCCAGGAAAAUAGGGUGCACAAUAAGGCUACCCAGAUGCAGGGAUCAAGACCUGCAGCUGCAGGUUUGGAGCAAAAUUUGCAUGGUUUUGGCCCUAUUUCAGCUUCUACUCUGAAGGAAAAGAGUGUGCAAGUUGUGGCCCCUAAACUAAUAUCAAUUCAGCACAACAGUCAAGGUGUAGAUCACACUGAAAAUGUUGAAAAUGACCAACAUUAUGGUUGCAGUUUCAGCAUUACUUCAAGUGAUCAAACCUCUAGUCUUAGUUCCCACCAAGUGCAACAUUCUAACUCCAAACAAAAAGACAAUGCAACCAUUAGUGGUAUAGAAUUCUCAGCUAGUCCUAGUCCCUAUAACCAGCAAGCUACCUCUAAAACACUACGGAAAAAGAGAACUAGAAAGAAGAAACAAGAAAAGAAGCAAGAAGCUGCAACCCCUACCCCUCCAACCACUGCUGAUACAGGUGGAAAAGAUAACAAUGGUGAGGUGUUUUCAAACUCUUGCUCACAAUAUGUACUCUUAGAUCAAAGCACACCAAUAAGGAGCCCUGAUUUUAGUUGUGAAGACCCUCUUAAUCUUACCCCUUUGAAUAUUCAGCCAGCUCCUUUUACGCAACCUGAAAAUGCCACCAACAUCCUUUGCACUAACAAUGAUGCUCAAACUUCAACUCCUGAUAGUGAUGAUGAAUAUGGGGUUAUUCAUUCGGAGGAUGAAUAUGACCAAGACUUUCAAGGUGAGGUUGAACUUGAGAAUGAAGAAGAGACUGAUGAACAGUCCAAUAGUAUAGCUGCACCAUCCAAGACCACUACUAAGGUCACGAAUGAUGAGAUGAACCAGCUAGCUAAUAAGCAAGGCCUAUCACCUAGAGGCAUUCAUCACAAUCCAAAAUUUACAACUAUUCAUGCUCCUAUUAGCAGACCAAACACUAGGCUCCACAACCUUAGAUCCCAUCAAUGAUUAACACAAUUGUUUGGA
Molecule: messenger RNA, 4228 nt
Organism: Solanum dulcamara
Lineage: Eukaryota; Viridiplantae; Streptophyta; Magnoliopsida; Solanales; Solanaceae
Exons: 2
Coding region: 23-4210 (1395 amino acids)
Source: RefSeq, a predicted model, not a curated record